Sitophilus oryzae (rice weevil) is the source of this 1000-nucleotide messenger RNA. Its product is annotated as low-density lipoprotein receptor-related protein 2-like. NCBI's taxonomy places the organism in Eukaryota, Metazoa, Arthropoda, Insecta, Coleoptera, Curculionidae. The transcript is spliced from 6 exons. The record is from RefSeq and is a predicted model, not a curated record. The coding region runs from base 95 to 1000 and encodes 301 amino acids.
GCACUAGCUAAACCUUUAAGAUGUUCCAUCGACUACGUCAUUUUAUCUAUAUCAAAACCUGCAACCUGAAAGAAAUUAUACUGUUUCGGUUCAAAUGAGGAACAGUUAUGGUUCUGGGCCUCCAGCAACUGUACAUGUAUCAACUCCCAAAGUAAAACGAGUUGCAGGAAAUCCAGAGCCUGUAUUAAUUUUCGGUACACAAUUUGCAAUUUUCGAAUUGGAAAAGCUGUUGGGUGAUGGUAUACAUCUGUUUCAUUCGGAAUUAUCAAUUGAAGGUAUAGGAAUCCAUAUUAGCAAACAGUUGCUUUUCAUAUCAGAUGUCAGUGGUACUGUUUGGUGCUUACCCAUUGAACAGGAGACCAAGAACAAAACCAAGAUCCUUACUUCCGACCAGAUCGAUUUCUUCCCUUUGGACUUAUCAGUCGAUUGGCUCAACGAUCAGCUCUAUAUUUUGGGUGAAGUCGCUCCAAGGAAAAGUCCUCCGAGAUAUAUAAUUAAAAGGUGUAAUCUAGAUGGUACUGGUCUAACAGUCGCCUUGGCAGGACUAACCACCAGACCAAACAACAUGGAAAUAGACCCGUGCAACGGUUACUUGUUAUGGUCGAUCCGGGAAUCCCCUGCAGCGGGGAUAUACAAGUUGGACAUUUCUGAUAUUAGCAACGGCAUCAAGCACGAAAUCAAGCCCGAGAAAAUAUUAAACGGUUCGCACUUGGGAGCUUUCGUGGUUGAUUAUAUGAAUUUUCUGGUUCUUGUAUCGAACCAGAAAUUGAACACGAUAUUCUCCGUUACUUUGGAUGGAAAAAUCGUAACCAACAUUCGCAAGAAUGUCAUAGUACCAAAAAUGAAACACGUCAUCUCCCUUGCUACGGUCAACGAAAGAUUCUACUGGACAGAUGGAAAGUCAGUCUACUACGAAGAGUACCAUCCAGGUAGGCAGCUCUAUUUUAACAACCAGAUGUCACAUUUGGGCAAAACGCAGUACAGAGAAAUAUUUUAUUAA